AUGGCUGGGCCCGGUGCACAGCGGUGGACGCCCCCAGAGCCCGGCCCCUUCCCUGUCCCCAGACGGCGCGGAGCACUGCAGGCCGGCAGACCCACCGCUGUGCCCACGGACCCGCCGCCGUGCCCACGGACCAGACCCACUGUUGUGCCCACGGACCCGCCGCCGUGCCCACGGACCAGACCCACUGUUGUGCCCACGGACCCGCCGCCGUGCCCACGGACCCGCCGCUGUGCCCACGGACCAGACCCACUGUUGUGCCCACGGACCCGCCGCUGUGCCCACGGACCAGACCCACUGUUGUGCCCACAGACCCACCGCUGUGCCCACGGACCCGCCGCCGUGCCCACGGACCCGCCGCCGUGCCCACGGACCAGACCCACUGUUGUGCCCACAGACCCACCGCUGUGCCCACAGACCCACCACCGUGCCCACAGACCCGCCGCCAUGCCCACGGACCCGCCGCCGUGCCCACAGACCAGACCCACCACCGUGCCCAUGGACCCGCCGCCGUGCCCACGGACCCACCGCUGUGCCCACAGACCAGACCCACUGUUGUGCCCACAGACCCGCCACCAUGCCCACGGACCCACCGCUGUGCCCACAGACCAGACCCACUGUUGUGCCCACAGACCCACCACCGUGCCCACGGACCCGCCGCCGUGCCCACAGACCAGACCCACUGUUGUGCCCACGGACCCGCCGCCGUGCCCACGGACCCGCCGCCGUGCCCACGGACCCACUGCUGUGCCCACAGACCAGACCCACUGUUGUGCCCACGGACCCGCCGCCGUGCCCACGGACUCGCCGCCGUGCCCACAGACCAGACCCACUGUUGUGCCCACAGACCCACCACCGUGCCCACAGACCAGACCCACCACCGUGCCCACGGACCCGCCGCCGUGCCCACAGACCAGACCCACUGUUGUGCCCACAGACCCACCACCGUGCCCACAGACCCGCCGCCAUGCCCACGGACCCGCCGCCGUGCCCACAGACCAGACCCACCACCGUGCCCACGGACCCGCCGCCGUGCCCACGGACCCACCGCUGUGCCCACAGACCAGACCCACUGUUGUGCCCACAGACCCGCCGCCGUGCCCACGGACCCGCCGCCGUGCCCACAGACCAGACCCACUGUUGUGCCCACAGACCCGCCGCCGUGCCCACAGACCAGACCCACUGUUGUGCCCACAGACCCGCCGCCAUGCCCACAGACCAGACCCACUGUUGUGCCCACAGACCCGCCGCCGUGCCCACGGACCCGCCGCUGUGCCCACAGACCAGACCCACCACUGUGGCCACGGACCCGCCGCCGUGCCCACGGACCCACCGCUGUGCCCACAGACCAGACCCACUGUUGUGCCCACAGACCCGCCGCCGUGCCCACGGACCCGCCGCCGUGCCCACAGACCAGACCCACUGUUGUGCCCACAGACCCACCGCCGUGCCCAUGGACCCGCCGCUGUGCCCACAGACCAGACCCACCACCGUGCCCACGGACCCGCCGCCGUGCCUACGGACCCACCGCUGUGCCCACAGACCAGACCCACUGUUGUGCCCACAGACCCACCACCGUGCCCACAGACCCGCCGCCGUGCCCACGGACCCGCCGCCGUGCCCACAGACCCGCCACCGUGCCCACAGACCGGACCCACCACCGUGCCCACGGACCUGCCGCCGUGCCCACGGACCCACCGCUGUGCCCACAGACCAGACCCACUGUUGUGCCCACAGACCCACCACUGUUCCCACAGACCCGCCACCAUGCCCAUGGACCUGCCGCUGUGCCCACAGACCAGACCCACUGUUGUGCCCAUGGGCCCGCCGCUGUGCCCACAGACCAGACCCACUGUUGUGCCCACAGACCCACCGCUGUGCCCACAGACCCACUGUUGUGCCCACAGACCCACCGCUGUGCCCACGGACCCUCCGCUGUGCCCAUAG
Acinonyx jubatus (cheetah) is the source of this 1944-nucleotide messenger RNA. RefSeq lists its product as uncharacterized. The transcript has a single exon. The coding region runs from base 1 to 1944 and encodes 647 amino acids. The record is from RefSeq and is a predicted model, not a curated record. NCBI's taxonomy places the organism in Eukaryota, Metazoa, Chordata, Mammalia, Carnivora, Felidae.